AUGAUGCAGCGAAGGGAUGUUCUAUCGACAAACCAACUUCUCGAAAUGUUGGCGGGCACGCGGGUCGGGAUCAGACUGGGGGCGGUGGAGGGUCAUUACUCGGGAGUGAUGACUGAAACACUUGUUCCAUUGCCUAGCCCCCGCUUCCGUUCAGUCUGCAAAAGACGGCGCUCGCUCGUCGACAGCGUCUGGGGCUGCCGGAUGCGGAGACGCGUUGCCGGGCGCGGCUGA
Molecule: messenger RNA, 231 nt
Organism: Colletotrichum costaricense
Lineage: Eukaryota; Fungi; Ascomycota; Sordariomycetes; Glomerellales; Glomerellaceae
Exons: 1
Coding region: 1-231 (76 amino acids)
Source: RefSeq, a predicted model, not a curated record